Molecule: messenger RNA, 948 nt
Organism: Penicillium expansum
Lineage: Eukaryota; Fungi; Ascomycota; Eurotiomycetes; Eurotiales; Aspergillaceae
Product: class I SAM-dependent methyltransferase
Exons: 1
Coding region: 1-948 (315 amino acids)
Molecular function (GO): S-adenosylmethionine-dependent methyltransferase activity
Source: RefSeq, a predicted model, not a curated record
AUGUCCACAUCAAGAAUGACAUCCAACAAAACACCAACUGCCAGAGAAUACGGCUUCAACGCCAAUCAAGGCGUAAACUGGUCCGACUACCUCACCUUCCGGCCAAUCUACCCACCCUCCUUCUUCGAGAAAGUCUUCACUUACCACUCCCAAAAGUCCCACUCCACUUGGUCCCUCGCCCAAGAUAUCGGGGCCGGCUGCGGAAUCGUCUCAUCGAGUAUUGCCCCGCACUUCAACAAAGUGAUCGUCUCAGACCCUAACGACGGAUACACCGCGCUCGCUCAUAGGGUCCUCGUCGAAGAAUCCCGCCUGCCAGAAUCUAAGUUCCGGUUCCUGCAGGAAAGUGCCGAAAGGAGCUCUGUGGAAUCUGACUCGGUCGAUCUGAUCAUGGCAUGUGAGUGUAUCCACUGGACAAAGCCGGAAAUUGCGAUUGCAGAGUUUGCGCGAGAGUUACGCGCGGGUGGGACGCUUGUUAUCACGCAUUAUAAUUAUCCACGCAUUGUUGGGAACGAGAGGGCUCAGAGGGCUUGGACAGCUGUCUGUACAUUUUAUGCGGGUGAGGUUCAUGACCCGAUGCUUGAUCAUGCGUUGAGGAUUCUGAAUUCUGGGACUGAGGCUUUAGGGUUCCCUGUAGAGGAUUGGGAGGGGGUGAAGAGGCUGUAUGUUAAUGCUCGGGGGAGUAUUGAGGCAUUUAGGAUUAAUGAUCGAAUUGGUGAUAGUCAGGUUAGGGAUGGGGAGGAGAUCGUCUGGGAGGAGGAGGAUGCGGAUUGGAUGGAUGAGCAGGACUGUGACUGGUUCAAGGGCUAUGCAUCUACCUGGACGACACCUAAUGUAUCAGAGUCAGACAUUAAUCCGCUGUGGGAUGAGAUGGAGAGAAAUUUUGAGGGGAACAAAGUGAAGACUGCUACGCCACUUGCUAUGGUCUUUGCUACGAAGAGAUAUAGCUGA